CUUCCUCCCGCCGAGCUCACACACACCCUCCCUCUCCCUCACACAUGCAACCCUCCAGCUUUCCACCCACCCACUACCCACCAUAUCCCCCCCCCAGCCAUUGCCAUGACAGGCCUGCGCAUCCCCGGCGCGGGAGCUAGUUCGGGCCCAAAAGAAAAGAGUACCUGCACACCCGCCAUGGCCCACGCCUGCACAUGCUGCUGA
This is a messenger RNA of Bipolaris victoriae FI3, 204 nucleotides long. RefSeq lists its product as hypothetical. The annotation marks the transcript as partial. The transcript has a single exon. Lineage: Eukaryota; Fungi; Ascomycota; Dothideomycetes; Pleosporales; Pleosporaceae. The record is from RefSeq and is a predicted model, not a curated record.